GCUGGGCGAACGUUUGGGCUCCUGCCUGUCCCUCCUGGGUGCGGGCAGAUUCUUUCGGUUUAGCAACAAUUGCCCCGCAGCGAAAUCCCCCCCGCUCACAACGCAGCGGCGCGGGAACCAGCAGCCACGCGCCCCGCGCGACGGGAGGCAGGUCGAAGGGGCGAGGCGGCGGCGGCGGUGCCCCGCUCUUGCCAGGCGGCUGGAGGAUGGGAGCAAGGAGCCGCGCCGAGCCAAGGGGUGGCACCAGCCCCAGCACGCCGGGAGCUGCCUGGGCCGCCGCUUGAUUUCUUUGGCAGGGAGAGGGAGGAGGAGGCAGCGGCAGCUUCUCGCUCUCCGGAUUCAGCGCCCGAUCUGCCGCCGCCCUGAGCGUGAGGAGGAGCCAAGCAGCGGCUGGCAUGGAGCGGAAGAGCCCCGCUGCUGCGGGGAAGCAGAACCCGGGCAGCCGGGCAGCCGGGGACGGGCACUGCGCCCAGGGCAGCGGCGGGCCAGCGGCGGGCGCCCAGCAUCGGGGCAGCGGCUGCGGCCAGCUCUCUGUUCCAGCCACCGCUUCUCCGGCUGCGGAGCCCGAGCAGCUCAUCCGGCGAGCGCUGGAUUUCAAAAGCCAAGGAGCUCAGUGCUACAAGGAGAAGAAGUGCCGGGAAGCCAUCGGCAAGUAUCACAGGGCGCUGCUGGAGCUGAAGGGGCUAUUGCUGGCCCAGGAAGACUCAGAGGACGCCGGCUCGACCGCCGCCUCCGCCGGGGCUACCGGCCUGGGCAGGCUCUCGGACGAGCAGAGGCAGCUGCUAGACAGCAUCGAAAUCGACUGUUACAACAGCCUGGCAGCCUGCCUACUUCAAGCUGAGCUGGUGAAUUAUGAACGGGUCAAAGAAUAUUGCCUGAAAGUACUGAAGAAAGAAGGAGAGAACUUCAAGGCACUCUACCGGUCAGGAGUAGCAUUCUAUCACCUUGGAGACUACAACAAGGCCCUUUACUACUUGAAAGAAGCAAGGUCUCGACAGCCAACAGAUACCAAUGUUGUACGGUACAUCCAGCUGACAGAAAUGAAGCUUAGCAGAUGUUCCCAGAGGGAAAAAGAAACGUUGUAAGAAGAAACCCAGUUCUGCGGGCCUGAAUGGACACGCCCUCCCAGAAAUGAUCACCGGGUGAAUUGUCCUCCCCAUUGGCUUCACAGUAGUUUGACAGGUUUUCUCUCCUUCCCAGCCUCCGUUACGUUUGAUCUAAGAACAGAUCCUGGAUCUAGCUUUGGCUAUUUGCUGGCAUAGUGAUAACAUUCUAGUCCUCUAGCACAAUUGCUCCGGGAAUUUGGAUGAAGAGAGCAAUAGAGAAGGAUUCACUUUGCCUUGUGCUUAUAUUCUGCUACUUUUGUCACAUCAGCCUUCCAGAGGCCCUCCUUCUUUUUCUCUUCAAAUGUGAAGACAAUUGCUAAUGAAGGAAGAAAUACUAAUGAGACUCCCUUGUAGUCCAUUUUACCUAAAUCCAGAACAGAAUGUUCAACAAAGUUUAGAGUUUGGGCAUGGGAUAGAAUCUAAAUCAGAAUGUGAAGAGAUGCUGUACUAUUGGGGGAAGAAAACUGGAACAAUUACUUAAUAUCAAAAAUACAUUGUUUAACAGGCAACAAUCCUACAUAUUAUUUCUUAGAAGGCAUGGCUGGGCCCUAAUACAUAAAGGGAAAGCAUGAUUUUAUAAUUAGUUUCAGAUUAUAGAAAAUUGAAGCACUGAAUUAUGGGCUUGCCACCAUCUUGAUAUACACCUUAACUUUUCUGUGCCUCAGUUUUUCCAUCUGUAUAGUGGGGACAAAACUGUCUCCCUACCUCACAGGGGGUGUUGUGAGGAUUUGUUAACUAAUAUUUGUACAGUGCUAAAUAAUAUUACUGGUACACUGGACUAAGCUUGCAAUCCUUACAUCUUGUCUUAGUACUUUCCUGCUUCUAUUCAUUCAUUGCUAUUAACUCAAGGUUGCACAGAGAUCAGGCUAUAAUCCUGAAAAUCAAGGCAUUCGUUGGUUCAUCCAAUAGAGACAAAGCAGGUAGCAAUGUCCAAACAUCCUUCAAAAGCCAGGGAGGAUUUUAGGGCAUGAUCUGUUCAAAUGCCAGAAACCCAUUUUUAGUAGAUGAAGCUUCUAAACUGCCUCUUAAGCCCAGAAUAUCUCAUUUCACAAAUUUGUUACUGAAUUACAGGUUCUUUUAAUCCCACACAAUAAAAUUUAGAUGGAAGUUGAGGAGUGCCAUAUUAUUCUCCAGUGGGUGAUUAUCCUUCAAUUGUAUUGCAAUUGCAUGAUUUAGGCAUUCGAAUCACAUUCAGAAAUUUAUUUUCAUUUCAAAGAGUUUCCAAGUGAGUCAAUGGGUGAAUGCAACUGAAAAAAAGUCUAAAAUAAUUUUCUCCCAUUACUGAGGGGAGAAAAUCCAAACCCUCCAUUUUGUAGGUCACGCCUUUCUAAUCUUCUCUUUGGGUGACCUCUUUUUUGGAGGCUGCUAGGAUGCCUCCUGUUCCAUAUUAGCAGUGUGAUCUCAGGCAGGUCUUGAUCACCCUCUUGCUCCUGGAAGUUCAUUUGUGGUAAGUGAAGGAUUUUAUUUUUAUUAGAAUGAAAUUCCAUAGAACUUAUAUUAAUUUCCAGACUCAAUGAGUCAUUAGGCACUUGGUUGCAUUUUCUUUAUGCAGAAAUCCUUUUCCAGGAUUUCUGGAAAAGCAAAUCCAGGGAUUUUUUUUUAGGGCAAGUCUUAUCAAAACUAAGGAAAAUAAAUAAUUUUAUCUAUACAUUAGAGGAUGUAGGCUUAUAACUAUCAAGUCUCUCCUGACCUAGAGUUAGCCCAUGAUUUUCUCAUAUAUGUUGUGUUUCUGACUAAUAUGAAUUUGGAAAAUGUACCUUAAAAGAAAAUUAAACCAUAAUGCUUUCCAGUGAUUUCCUCAAAUAUUGUAAAUAUGUCUUCAAGUAAAAUUCCAAACUGGGACUUGGACUUCAGAUUCUCUAAUCCUAAUUCUCUAGCUGCUAAGGAUGAUGUGAAUGGUUCAGCAUAUCUAGAAGGCACCAAAAUGCUGCAACUGACAUGCUAGAAUCAUCUAGCCAAAGUUUUAAAAUGUUAUGAAUCAUCUGAAUCAGAGCUAUUAAGGGCCUUCUUUACCCUGCCACUGCAACCCUUGCCCUCAAACUCAAGGCCCAGGAAAAGAGCCACAGCUUUGUGAAUUGCACAGUAAAAUCUCCCAAAGCGG
Messenger RNA from Candoia aspera, 3207 nucleotides. It is a transcript of the gene TTC9, whose product is annotated as tetratricopeptide repeat domain 9. The record is from RefSeq and is a predicted model, not a curated record. The coding region runs from base 396 to 1085 and encodes 229 amino acids. NCBI's taxonomy places the organism in Eukaryota, Metazoa, Chordata, Lepidosauria, Squamata, Candoiidae. Gene Ontology annotation, molecular function: protein binding. The transcript has 3 exons.